AUGAACAAGUUGAACAGGGGACAGCGCAAGCUUCCUGAGCAUAUUCAUUUGCAAGAACUUGAAUAUCAACUUCGCAAGUCAACUGGCGCGCGAAUGGAGCGCGGCAUUGCGUGGACUCCGACCGCCGUGGCCGCUGCGAGCUCCUGGAGAAACAGACGGAGUUCCAAGCGCUUCGAAGGCUUCACCGGCCUCACCUGGUUGGCCUGCUUGGCCUUCUUGGCAUGUUUGGGACACUUGCGGCAAAAUCAGCCAUACGGUGCCCGCUUGGCAUUCCUGACUCCUCAGGGCGAACCUGCCGAAGUAUGUCAGCCUUCGAAAGGAGGCCCUGGACUUCGUGUAAGAGUUGGCAUCAGCUACGACUUUGAGGACACUGUUGCGUUGGACUCGGUGAGUCUCAACCCUGCCCUGGAGUUUGUGUGCGGCAGGGGAGACGUGGCUCCACAGAUCGAGGCAGCGGUGCAGCAGAUGAAGCUUGGGGAACGGCGUUCUUUGAUACUGGACAGCUCAAACCCGUUGUUUGGGUUUUACGAUGAAAGCCGGCGGAUCUCCGUUCAGGCAUCUGAGUUCCCUACAGCUGAGAUUGGUACGGUCAUAUCGCUGGAAGGAUAUGGCACAGACAUGGGACUUGUGGUAGAUCGCGACGCUGCCACCCUGCUGGUUGACCAAAACCAUCCGCUAGCGGGAAAGAGUGUCAAUGUCACCUUAACCCUGCUAAGAUGUGAGAGAGUCCCGCCCCGGGAUGUUCGUGUGAGGUCUUUGCAAGCCGGCGAUGGUCAGACUUUCCCUGCCUAUGGUGAUUGGUUGACCCUUCACUAUGAGCUUUCACUAGCAGGAUGCACCAAAGUUAUUGACACCACAAGAGAUACGGGUCCGUUGGAGUACCACCUGGGCUUUGAGCAAGCGCUGCUAGUCCCUGGCUUUGAAAUCGGAGUUCAGCAAAUGUCGCUAGGGGAAGUCGCCUCAAUUCAUGUUCCAUCUCAGUUGGCCUAUGGAAGCAAAAGCUCAGACAAGGGCAUCCCAGCAAAUGCAGAUCUGGUUUACAAAGUGGAACUUCUGAGCUUGAGGUCAGAGCUGGAUCUCGCUUUCUAA
This is a messenger RNA of Symbiodinium natans, 1089 nucleotides long. The record is from the annotation of a GenBank genome assembly. NCBI's taxonomy places the organism in Eukaryota, Dinophyceae, Suessiales, Symbiodiniaceae.